Molecule: messenger RNA, 1788 nt
Organism: Malassezia globosa CBS 7966
Lineage: Eukaryota; Fungi; Basidiomycota; Malasseziomycetes; Malasseziales; Malasseziaceae
Exons: 1
Coding region: 1-1788 (595 amino acids)
Cellular component (GO): nucleus; site of double-strand break
Molecular function (GO): protein binding
Source: RefSeq, a predicted model, not a curated record
AUGGACGAAGAGGCGUUGCGGGCCAUGCUGCCGGCAGGCUUCGGAAAGCCAAAUAGUACGAGACAAGGGAAGGAAAAGGGCAAAAAAUCUGCUCCCAACCCGACCCCGGUUCUGGAUAUGCCGGCGACGCAGUCCCAGCUGGAGCCACCACAAGAAUGGCCGCGUACCAAUGACCAACGGCAAACAAAUGAAGUUCAAGAAACACAUAUAAACAGAGAGAGCAAUGAACAUGAAUCAGGAGGAAGCCGAAUGGCACAUGAGUUCGACGUGCUGAAAGAGUUUGCAAGCCUGCCACUGACACGCUCGAUCCAGCUCAAAGGUCAUACAAAGUCCGUCAGUGCGGUAGCAAUUGAUCGCAGUGGCGCUCGUGUAGCUACGGGAUCCACCGACUAUGACGUGAAAAUGUGGGACUUUGGUGGCAUGUCCUCAGACCUUCGUCCAUUCAAGUCGUUUGAACCAGCAGAAAACUACCCUGUGAUUGAAUUGGCAUUUGCUCCGCGCACAAAGAACUUGCUGUGCCUGAAUGCAGCGACACAGCCUCGUGUAUAUGAUUACGAUGGUCAUGAGCUGGCCGUUUACAAAAAAGGUGAUGUGUUCAUGCGGGACAUGAGACACACGACAGGGCAUAUUAGUGAUAUCACAUGCGGCGCUUGGCACCCGAUCGACGACACACAGUUUAUGACCGGCGGCACCGACAGCACGGUGCGUUUGUGGGAUGUGAACUACAAAGCAAGUCAGAAAACGGUCAUUGUCGUGCGCUCAAAAGAUCGCGGCACCAAAACCAAAGUCUCCGCGGCCACUUUCACGCCUGAUGCCCAAGCGAUCAUCGCAGCAGCUCAGGAUGGCGCACUGUACAUGUGGUCGACGAAGGGCCAGUUUUCUCGUCCUGCAGCCCACGUUCUUGGUGCACACAGGCACUCGGAAGGCGCGACAGGCCUGGCGAUUUCACCAGAUGGGAGCUCGCUCGCAUCGCGAGGCGCUGACAACACACUCAAGUUGUGGGAUCUUCGGAUGUUGCGUACACCUGUCGCCGUGCAGCAAGACUUGCCGAACGGCAGCGAAUGCACUGAUGUUCUGUACAGUCCUGAUGGCAGCCAGGUGCUGACAGGGGUGGCAUCUGUGAAAGGCGGCUCCUUGCACACGUCCGAUGUGCAAAGCCAAUGGGGCCAAUUGGCAGUGUUUUCGUCGGACAAACUUGAAUCUCAACUUGUAUACCCCGUGGCGCAGUCAAGCGUCGUGCGUGUUGCAUGGCAUCCACGACUGAAUCAGGUGUUUGCUAGUACGCGCGAUGGCGACGUACAUGUUUACUACGACGAACAAGCUUCGCAUCUGGGAGCACUCCUCUCAGUGAAAAAGCGAGCUCGCACACGCACAAAUCCAUAUGUUGCUGACCCGUCGAAGUCUGAUCCAUACGCAGAUGUUCCGAUCCUCGUGCCAGAAGAGUCGGAACGUGACGACUGGCUCGAGCCCGUGUACAAAAAGCCCCAGUAUCCACGGAAUCCUAAGAACGCACGUGUGCCUGAGCGGCCCUUGCAAGGCCGAGGUAAGGGUGGGCGUAUUGGUCGAUCAGCUAUGCAGCCGCUAAUGAUGGAUCUAUGGGAAGGUGAUUUACGAUCGGAGGAUCCGAGAGAAGCGCUGCUGAAGUAUGCUGACAAAGCGAAGAAUGAUCCUCGCUGGACAUCCGUGUAUGCCAAGACCCAGCCCACGACAAUCUUUGCGCAAGAUGAUGACGACACUGAUCAUCGUGGAGGCAAUAGCCAUGGUGCUAGUGACCAUCGCCAAAACUAG